This is a messenger RNA of Drosophila takahashii, 1467 nucleotides long. RefSeq names its product prolyl 4-hydroxylase subunit alpha-1. Gene Ontology annotation, molecular function: protein binding; procollagen-proline 4-dioxygenase activity; iron ion binding. Gene Ontology annotation, biological process: peptidyl-proline hydroxylation to 4-hydroxy-L-proline. The record is from RefSeq and is a predicted model, not a curated record. Gene Ontology annotation, cellular component: endoplasmic reticulum. Lineage: Eukaryota; Metazoa; Arthropoda; Insecta; Diptera; Drosophilidae.
UGUUCGAUUUUCCUACUCGGAAUGACAAAUGCUAUGGACUCCAAGUACUACGCCACAUCGACACGCGAAAUGGCUUCCCUGCUACAAAUAGAAGACGAACUAAUAGAAAAUAUGCGAGAUUAUGCGAAGGAAUUGCAGCUUAAAGUAGACAAAAUGAGGAUUUUUCAGAAAGAAUGGAUUACCAGGAGAGCGCUAGGCCAUCCCGAUCCCACGACUUACGUAGCCAAUCCCCUGGUUAGUUUUCCACUUAUGCGACGAAUGUACGCCGAUGCUCCAAAGUUGCUGAACCUCGCUCGACGGGAGAUGAAAGGGGGAGCUCUUCAAAAAUUGUUAUCCCGAGAUCUUACAGGUAUUUCAGCACAGGAUCUUAAGAUGGCUGCCAACGGAUUGAUACGAUUUCAGGGAGUUUACGGCUUGAACGAAAGCGAAAUGGCCAAUGGAAAACUAUAUGACAAACAGUACAACUCUAGGCUAAGUGCCGCCGAUUGCCUAGCCUUGGGCACUCAUCUUGAGGAUCAGCAAAAAGGCAAAUUGGCCUGCAAGUGGUUAAGAAUUUCCAUAGAUCAGUAUGAAAAGUCAUUAGAUCCUGUAAAUAGGUUACUCAAAACGGGACGCUCUCAAAUCUAUGAAAAACUAGGUCUAACUUUGCUUUCUAUGCAUGACUUGCCGGCCAGUCAAGCAGCCUUUAAAAAGUCAAUAGAGUGGGCCUCCAAGGAUGAUAAUUCCGAUCUUGCGAGUCAUUUGAAAGAUAACUUGGCUCACAUGUUGGUGCAUUUGGACAACUGUCGAGGGAAAAAUCCUACUCCAAAGAAUUCUGCCCUACGUUGUCGUUAUUUUACAGAAGGUUCACUAUUUCUCCGCCUGGCUCCUUUAAAGCUUGAACAGCUCAACGUUGAACCUUUCAUUGGCCUCUUUCAUGAUGUUAUAUCGACAGCGGAGCAGGAAGAUUUAAUAAACCUUACAAAAUCAAGAUUAGAACAUAAGCAAGUAGAUCUCUCUAGCGUAGAGGCUGAAGUCGCUGUGAAUGCCUCUGAUCAUGUUGUGCGAAUCCACCAAAGGAUUGAGGAUAUGACAGGUCUGAAUUUGGCAGCGAGCGAACCACUAACCGUCUCCAAUUCUGGCAUUGGAGGUCAGGAUUUCAUACACUUGGACUGCAAGCAGCCGGUGGAAUUCGUUGAACCAUUUAUCCCAGAAUAUCACACGGCCACUGUAAUGCUUUUUCUUAGUGAUGUCCAGAUGGGUGGCUAUGCCUCUUUUCCUGACCUGGGUUUUGGUUUAAGGACCAAUCGUGGAUCGGCUUUGGUUUGGCACAACAUUGACAACUCCGGGAAUUGUGACAUUCGAAGUUUGCAGGCCACCUGCCCCGUGCUCCUCGGAACUCAGUGGGUGGCCAGAAAAUGGAUCAGUGGGUCAGGCCAGUGGCGCAGGAAACCCUGUCGGAAGUGAAGGAAAAUCGGAUUUCCAUUC